This is a messenger RNA of Colletes gigas, 2286 nucleotides long. RefSeq names its product dnaJ homolog subfamily C member 11. The record is from RefSeq and is a predicted model, not a curated record. Gene Ontology annotation, biological process: cristae formation. The transcript has 8 exons. Lineage: Eukaryota; Metazoa; Arthropoda; Insecta; Hymenoptera; Colletidae. Bases 60 to 1742 code for a protein of 560 amino acids.
AAAAUAUUGGUGUUCAUCUUGCGAGUGUAUUGCUAGCUAAAGAAACUCGAAAAAUUGACAUGGACGACGAUAGCGAUCAGGAUAAUCCGGUCGAAGAUGACUACUACGCAUUCCUGAAUAUUUCUAAAAAUGCAACCGCGGAAGAAAUUAGCAAUGCCUAUCACAGGCAAAGCAGGGUAUAUCAUCCUGAUAAGCACAGAGAUCCUUUAAUCAAAAAAGAGGCAGAAGUUUUAUUCAGUCGCAUGAAAAAAGCCUAUGAAGUUUUAAGCGAUCCACAUCAAAGAGCUAUCUAUGAUUCAGUGGGAAUUAGAGGAUUAGAAACUGAAGGUUGGGAAAUUGUGCAACGUACAAAAACUCCUCAGGAGAUCAGAGAAGAAUAUAAACGUCUUGUGCAAGAAAGGGAAGAGAGGAGGCUACAGCAACACACGAAUCCCAAAGGCAGCAUUACAAUGAAUGUAAAUGCUACAGAUCUGUUUAACAGAUAUGAUGAAGACUAUGAAGAUAGUAGGGAUCUCCUUUCGUGCAUUGAAGUCAGUGGAAUGACAUUUACACAGUCUAUUGAAGCACCUCUUACUUUAAGAGACACUGUAACUAUGUAUGGUCAGUUGGGUACACAAAAUGGCACAGGUUCUGGUUCUAUAAACGUCUCCGCGAGACGAUUGCUUUCGUCGAAAGGUUGGGUAGAAUUUGAUGUGGGUGCUGGCAAUGGACCGAUGGUAUCCAUAAAAGGUUUCCGCACAUUAACAAGGAGAUUAUUCUGUGACGGUGCGACGAUAUUACAAUUUACGUCACGCGGAAUAAGACCCGGUCUUGUAGGAACCCUUGCAAUGCAAUUAGAUAAACAUACAGUAGGGUAUCUCACAUAUAGAGCAGGAAUACAAAGUGCUAUGAGUACAAUGAUAGUAAGAGAUACUUCUAGUUCGUAUACUGCAUUAUCAAUACACUUGGGUAUCUUACAGUCUUUUGUCAGUCUUAAUUAUACCUAUAAAAUGGAGGAGAAGCAGAUGAAGCUACGCGGAAGUAUAAAGGCCGGAACAUUCGGAGUAUUCGUGGAAUACGGAGCAGAGAAAAAAGUAUCGCGGCAUAGUAGUCUUUCCGCGGCUGUACGCGUCGGAUUACCAACAGGAGUCACUCUAAAAGUGAAAUUGAAUCGUGCCUCACAAGCGUACAUGUUUUCGAUUCACUUGAGCGACGAGGUUCUUCCGGCCCCUGUGUUUUAUGCCACUGUACUUCCUAUAGUCACUUGGACUAUCGUAAAAAAAGUCGUGAUCGAUCCUCUGGUGAAAGAACGAAAGGAGCGCGAAAAAGAGAAACAAAAAGAGAUGAACAAAUCGAGAACGGAAGAAAAACGAAAAGAAGCUAAAAUUGCUACCGAAUUAAUGAAAGCCACAGUUAGCAGAAUAAGAACCGAAGAGGAGUCGAAAAGAGGAUUAAUUAUCACCAAAGCUUUGUACGGACGAUUUGUAUAUCCUCAAGAGGACCGAUCUUCUUCGGAUGAACAUUUACAUAGGGACGAAGUAAUAGACGUAACCAUUCCUUUACAAUGUUUGGUGAAAAACUCUAGACUGGUUCUACACGAUGUAUCCAAGAGUCAGUUACCUGGAUUUUAUGAUCCAUGCGUCGGAGAGGACAAACAAUUGUUAGUACAAUAUUUGUUUCGUACUCGAACGCACGAAUGUAUUGUAAAGGACAAUGCGCCACUCAGAAUACCAAUACCAUCACACGCAGUAAAUACAACAUGACGUAUGCGACACCAUAAGAAAAUAAAGUGAAAUCAUCGCAGUACGCGAUGUUAACUUAUACCGCUUCACUGAGGUUUUUUUUUUUUUAAAUCAUUUUUAGAUUAAAUUUAAGCAAAUAUCAUGUUGGAGAAAUUGAGUGUUCAUCAAUAAUUUAUGCUUUGUACAAUAAUUUCAUUUUCCCAGAAUAAUUAUUUGCAUUAUAUUGUUCCACUUUAGAUUCGAGCAGAGAUACAGGUAGAGGACUGAUUCGCCUUAAUAGUGUGUUUAUAUAACUUAAGCAUACUGCAAAUAAUUAAAGUUUUGAAACAUAAAAAAAAAACUAGUUACACAAAAGCAACAUUUGAAUAUUAUCUGGAUUUUUCUAGAAUUUUAACUGUCAAAGUUGUAUUUCUUGCACAAACGUAAAUACAUUACUUUUAAACAUUUACAACUACUGCCCAUAGGAGAGAAAUAAACAAUAGUAUAUUCUUAAUAGUAUAUUCUUAAUAGUAAGUGCAACGAUUGCAUUGAACUGUUAAAUAAUGACUGAAUUGUUAAACGAAAU